UAAAAGGGUAUAGCAUAUCUAUUACUGUUAGUUGUGUGUAACCUGUCCGCCAUCUUCUGAAAUUUCCGGCGUGGGUGAAAACGAACAUAACCUGUUCAUAAACAGAUAACUAUCUUGUAAUUGUACACAUAUUCGGACAUCACUAGAAAGUUGAUAAACCAAUUUCAGAUAGCCAUGGCACAGUUUGGGGCAGGCAAAAACCCACCAUGGGCUAGAACUGCAGAUUUCACUGCAGCGGCUGGUCUAACACAGCAGAUGCUCAGCCAGGGAGUGGGGGCCCAGGCUGCAUACAACCUAGCCGCCCAGCAGAAUCUACAGACCCAGUUUCAGGCUCAGCAGAUUGCUGCAGCUACAAUGCAGUCGAUGCAACAACAAGCCAUGUUGCCCCAACCCGGCCUUGCUCUACCUACAUCCCUGGCCUCGGCCAAUUUGGGAGCCAUCAGUUACCCUACUCUGAAGCCCCAGCAGCUCAAUGCGCAGGCUGUGCAGGUACAGCAGCCAAAACAGAGAGUCUUCACAGGCUGUGUCACUAAGCUGCAUGAUAACUUUGGCUUUGUUGACGAGGACGUCUUCUUUCAGACAUCGUGUGUGAAAGGUCAGAUGCCCAAGACUGGUGAUCGUGUGUUGGUUGAGGCUCAGUUCAAUGCCAAUAUGCCUUUCAAGUGGAAUGCAACCAGUGUCAAAGUGCUUAACUACCAGACAUCCAGUGGUAGUCUGCCUGGAAGCAAACCCUCACCUCUUCUAGAAACAGGUCGUGGAAACCUGCGAGGUGACAGGAACCGCUCUGGAGGUCGCAGGUUUGAUAGGGGUGACCAGAGCCGUGAUCGCAUCCCACGUCGUGACAACAACAGAGAUAAGGACAAGAAAGACAGUGUAGUCUUGAAGCAGGAGGACAGUAAAGUAGUUCAAGCAACAGAUGUGGUGGAAAAAAGGAAGCGCUCCAAAUCCCCUGGAAAACGAGAGAGUUCCGUCACUUCCAGACGCUCCAGAAGCCCUGGGCGCCGCAGACCCAGAGUUGUCCCAAGAUAUGUGGUGCAGGUGCCAAAAAUACUUCUUAACAUGAAAGACGCUAGUGUGUUGACCUUGAAAUCUCGGUAUGCGAACAUGUACAUUCCAAGUGAUUUUUUCAACGCUGAGUUUCCUUGGCAUGAGGCCUUCCCGUUGCUGCGUCCAUUCCAGCUGGGCAAGCCAUGCACUUUCCAUGUGCUGCAUAAAGAUGUUGACAGGGUGGGACAGAGCCCCGCAGUGCUAGACCCCCCUGAUGCAGAUCACUUGUACAGUGCAAAGGUGAUGCUGAUUGCCUGCCCCAGCCUGGACGAGCUCUACCACAAGUCAUGCUCACUGUCCCAGGACCCUGAAUCAAUGCAGGAGAACUUUGUGCACCCCACCCGCCUCAUUAACUUCCUGGUGGGAGUGAAGGGCAAGAACGAACCAAUCGCCAUCGGAGGGGCGUGGUCUCCAUCCCUAGACGGGGCCAAUCCUAUGGAGGACCCUAAAGUGCUCAUCAAGACUGCCAUCAGAACCAGCAAGGCCCUCACUGGAAUCAAUCUUAGCUCUUGCACUAAGUGGUAUCGUGUAGCCGAGGUGCGCUACCUGCGAGCUGAGGAGACCCACAAGGGCAAAUUAGUGCCUGCACGAGUAGAAACCAGUGUGAUUUAUUUGCCGGAUGUCUGGAGCUGCGAACCUACGCACCUGGAGUGGGAGACUCUGCAGCUGGCUUACAAAAAGCAGCUGCAGAAAAAGCUAGCUCAACUUGACGGCAAAGAGGAUGCACAGGAAGAAGAGGAAGAGGAGGCAGAGGAUAUUGACAUGGAGAAGAAAGACCCAACACAUUUCUCAGAACUUGACCCAAAAUCUAUGAAGAUUCUGGACCUACGUCGAGAGCUGGAAUGCAGGAACAUCAGCUCCAAGGGCCUCAAGUCUCAGCUGAUAGCUCGCCUCAUCAAGCAGCUCAAGACAGAGCAGGAGCAGGACGAGGAGGAGACUGCCACCAACAAGGAGCAAAAACAGGCUGAGGAGGAGGAGAAGAAGGCAGAGCAGGAGAUGACCACUGAGGAGGAUGAGGAGAAAAAGAAGAAAGAGGAAGAAGAAAAGAAAAAGGAGGAUGAAAAGACGCGAGCCUUGCUGGAAAGACGCUAUGCACUGCCGGACAAACGCUGUAUAUUGGUGCAUCCUAACCCAUCUGCCAAGGGGGGCAAGUUUGACUGCUCAGUGAUGUCCCUUAGUGUUCUGCUUGAUUAUAGGCCAGAGGAUAACAAGGAACAUUCUUUUGAGGUUUCCCUUUUCGCUGAGCUCUUCAAUGAGAUGCUUAUGAGAGAUUUUGGGUUUACCAUCUACAAAAGCAUUGUUGGAGCUCCUGAGAAACCCAAAGAAGAAAAGAAAGAAAAGAAAAAGGAUGACAAAAAGGAAAGCAAAGAUAGUGAUGAACCAGAGAAGAAGAAAAAGAAAACCGAUGAAAAGAAAGAAGACAAAAAGGAUGACGAGAAGAAAGAUGAUAAGGAAGAUAAAGAUGAGAAAAAAGAAGGCAGUGGCAAGGAUGAUGAUAAGAAAAAAGAGGAAAAAAAGAAAGAGAAGAAGAAGAGUAUGACUGUGAAUCCAGACCUGCUGCUGUCCUGUAUCUACUUUGACCAGAACCACACUGGCUACAUCCUAGACAAGGACAUGGAGGAGAUCGUACACACUAUAGGACUCAACCUGUCCAGGGCUCAGGUUAAGAAGCUAGUACAGAAGGUGGUGUCUCGGGACUCGUUUAGCUAUCGUGCUCUCACUGAUGAGCCCAUUCUGGAAGAAGGGGAGAAGGCUGGGUCACCUGCACCCAUCAUAGAGCUGGAUCUUGAUAAACUUGUCCUAGGCAAUAGCGUAUUGAUGACAUCCCCCUGCAAGGACGAGACAGCAACCCCCAGUAGGCGCCGUGGUGCAAAGGCAGAGGACAGUGGCUCCUCAGCGAUGGUGAUGCACAAUGGGGCACUCCUGGACAUAGACAGCCUGCUGGAGAGGCUCAACAAGGGGGAGAAGUCCAUCACAGACUAUGAGAGGAGGAUAACAGAACUGGAGGCCGAGAGAGACCAUGCUCAGCGUGAUCUGAAGAAAGCUGAGGAAGGUAGCAGCAAGCUUGCAGAGGACCUAAAGACCACCAGGCAUGACCUCUCAGCGCAGGUCAAGGUCACCAGCAGCACAGAGUCCACUAACCGGAAGUACCUGGCCGCCUUGGUCGAGACUCAGACCUUGGUGCAAAGCCUGGCUGGGACCAUUACCGGGGCACUGGGUGACAUGGCAACCAUCAAGGUAGAGAAGAAGGCAGACAUCAAGGCUGAGGUCAAGACAGAGCCCACUGCCAAUAGCAAGGAGUGACCUUGCUGGGGCUUGUUUGUGUGUGGUUAUUGUGAACUGACUUCUUGUGUAGCAAGCGUGUACAUAGGUUACUGGAGCACUUUAGUAUUGUUGAGUAUGUUGAUGUUUCACUGCAUUAGUAAGUCAGGAUUGCUGAGCUAGCUUAGACAUUGGAAAGGACAGAACUAAUAGACCAGUUUCACAAUACGAACACUGUUGCUAUUAUUAGAUAUCACGUGACGAGUCGAAUCUCAGAACGAGGCGGAACGUGACAACUUUCUUUUCCUAUGUUAUGCGAAUGGUUGAGAAUAUCGAUCAUGUAGAGCAGUUGACUGUAAUGUUUUACAUUCGGGGCGGUUAUAACAUUAUAACAGUAUGUGUUUAGUCAAUAAAUUGAUAAAUACUUCUCAAAUAAACAUUAUAACAACCAUAAUAAUAAUUCAACGACAUACUAUCUAGUACAAAUAGUGAAUAUUAAAAAAAAUCAUCUUUAUACAAAUACGAAUAACCCAUUAACACAUCAGAGUAAAGGUGGUCUGAAGACCUAACAUCGAUAAUUGCUCAAAACAAAGAUAUAUAAAAGCCGCAAAAUAAAAUAAAUAGUAUUAUAUGAUUAUAAUUCUCAAAGGUAUGGGUGUGUUGGUGUGCGCUAUUUUUCAUGAACUGUCGAACGUGUAAGCGGUGUUGAAUCAACCAUAAGACAAAGCACUAUAAACGCGAAGUACAUGACACUAUUUAAAUUGUAUGUUAAUUUUCUUUUACAUUAAAUAAAAUGUAUUUUAGAGUGAAUGACAAUAUUGAAUUAUUAUUAUAACCAACUGAAACAAACGGACGUGGUGGAAAUUGAACUGUCUAAACAUGUAUAAUGAAAUUUCUUUAUAAGAGAUUAUGAGUAUUUAUUAGCAACAGGCUUAUCAUGUAAUAUAGAACUGAUUUGUACAGAAUUGGAGCUCUGGUGAUUGUAUACAUGUAUAUAUAUAUAUAUGGGUUUACAUGAUAAGAAUUGCAAAAGUCUCUGAUACUUCUAAUUUAGAAAGUUUACCUACAAUUGUCUAUUGUAUAUAUAUAGCCCGGACAUUCGUUCCUAUGUUAUUGCGUAACUUUCUGUUUUGUGGCAAAAAAAGCAUGGUAUUGUGCGUAUAUGCUAUAAAGGUUGUUGUUGUAGUUUUUGUUAUUUGACAGUCCGGACAUUGGUUCCUACAAUGUAUAGCAUUUUAUAUCAAAAUGUUUAACCCCGUUGUGGUUAAACGAAAAUGCUUAUUUUAAUUAUGUUGUUCCGUACGGUAUUCGGACAUCCGUUCACACGGACAAUCGUUCCUAAGCUAAUUUUGACAAGGCGUACAUUCGCUCGAAUAUUGUAUUUAACAAACCGGACAAUAUUAUUUUUGACAGCCCGGACAUUCGUUCCUAUGUUAUUGCGUAACUUUCUGUUUUGCGGCAAAAAAAGCAUUGUAUUGUGCGUAUAUGCUAUAAAGGUUGUUGUUGUAGUUUUUGUUAUUUGACAGUCCGGACAUUGGUUCCUACAAGUAAAUGCAAAACUAAACAAAAAAGCAAUUUUCCGAGCAAAGCUUAUCUUCUUUGAUAAGCCUAUUCAAUUAACCAAUCUUGUUUACAGUAAGCCGAUUCAGAAUAAGCCAGCCAAUAUGAUUUUAAUUGAUUAGUUGACUAAUUAAUUAACUGACUUACAUUUUGUCGACAAUGCAUUUAACGCAACUUGUUAGCUCUAAGCCGAUUAAAAACAGUUUUUCGAUUAUAUAACUUUAAUAAAGCAAACUGUGAAAACAAUAUGUAUGUUGAAUAAUGGCCCAUUCAUUAAAAUUCACUUCCAACAUAUAACUUCUAACGAACAAUCGCGGUCGGUCUGUGGGUCAUUCGUACUCAAAGAAACACAUGUGUGUGAUACUCGAUUUUCUAAACAAUUUCUUUAUUGCGCAAUAGUGCUCGUAUUUGAACUCAAUAUUUUAAAUCAAUUAUUUUAACGAUGUUUAAAAAAUGUAUUAGCAACAGGCUUAUCAUGUAAUAUAGAACUGAUUUGUACAGAAUUGGAACUCUGGUGAUUGUAUACAUGUAUAUAUAUAUAUGGGUUUACAUGAUUAGAAUUGCAAAAGUCUCUGAUACUUCUAAUU
Dreissena polymorpha is the source of this 5456-nucleotide messenger RNA. Its product is annotated as cell division cycle and apoptosis regulator protein 1-like. Gene Ontology annotation, cellular component: nucleus. Bases 175 to 3351 code for a protein of 1058 amino acids. Gene Ontology annotation, biological process: regulation of DNA-templated transcription. Lineage: Eukaryota; Metazoa; Mollusca; Bivalvia; Myida; Dreissenidae. The record is from RefSeq and is a predicted model, not a curated record. The transcript is spliced from 19 exons.